AUGGAGAUGCCGGGAGUCCCUGGGGAUCCGGAGGCUGCCAGGGGCCCGGGCGCAGUGCCCAGGAGCAGCCAGAGCACUGGGCAGCCGGACCUGAGGCUUCUCCUCCUGGGAAAACACGGCGCGGGGAAGAGUGCCACGGGGAACAGCAUCCUGGGCCGGGAGGCGUUUGCGUCCAGAUUCAGGGCGCAGGCGGUCACCAGAGAGUGCCAGAGCGCGCACGGGGCUGUGCAGGACUUAGAGCUCGUGGUCAUAGACACCCCCGACCUGUUCUCCUCGAGCGUCAGUGCCGAGGCCCAGCGUGGCCACCUUCAGCGCUGCGCGGAGCUCUCAGCUCCCGGCCCCCAUGCGCUGCUUCUGGUCAUCCCCAUCAGCAAGUUCAUGACAGAGGACGCGGAAACCUUCCAUCGCGCCAAGUCCAGGUUUGGACGGGAGACCGGGAAGCAUAGCAUCGUGGUCUUCACCAGGAAGGAUGAGUUGGGGGAGGACUCCCUGCAUGAGCUCGUGGAGAGCGACAAGGCCCUAAAGGCGCUGGUGCAGGACUGCGGGGGCCGGUACUGCGCUAUCGACAACAAGGCCUCGGGGACGGAGAGGGACGCGCAGGUGUCCGAGCUCCUCUGCAAGGUAAAGGGUCUGGUGGACCAGAACGGAGAACAGCCCUAUUGCCUGGACCUCGGAAACGAGCACAGUGAAUUUCAGGAUAUUAUGAAUGAAAGACAUGACAAUUCACGUGGGUCCGAGGAGAUGCAGCUCCAGUCGACCAGCAGUGAACUAGCUCUCAAGACUGAGGACUCAGUACUGAGGGUCCUGCUGGUGGGCAAGCACGGCGUGGGAAAAAGCACAGUCGGAAAUCGCCUUCUGGGGGAGCAGGUCUUUGACACCGGAUUCAGUGAAAAGCCCAUAACCACAACAUUUCAGUCUUGGAGUAGAGUCUGGAAUAUGAGGACGGUUUUGAUCAUCGAUACUCCAGACAUCUCAUCUCCAGAUAUCUUCCAGCAGGAGUUUCAGAGAUCCACAUUUGGGGAACCCCAUGUCUUCCUGAUGGUGAUUCCCAAGGACUCAUUCUCUAAGAAAGAUGAAGAUCUGCUGGAAAUCAUUCGAAGAAGUUUUGGAAACAAAGUCUUUCAGCACAUGUUCAUUCUCCUCACCAGGGAAGAAGAUAGAUGCCAGCGUUCAAAAAUAUUAAAAUAUAGAGAUGAUUCUCUCAAUAGCCUCCUCGGGGAGUGUAAAAAUAAAAAAUUCUCCAACUACAAAGCAGUGGGGGAGGAGGAACAGCAGCAGAUGGAUCAGCUCCUGCAAGAACUCGUGAGCCUGACGCAGCAGAAUGCGAAUAAGCCAUGUGCCAUGCUCAGUGCUUGGUCGGUUACCAAGACCUGCCAGAGCAGCAAGGAGAAGUGGGGGGAACAGGAAGUGGUGGUUGUGGACACACCCUCCCUCCUCCUGAUACCCAGCGACUCCGAGGGUCCAUCCCAGCUAGAAGAGGAGGUCCAACGCUGUUUACACUGCUGUGAAGGGAACAAGAUUCUCUUUGUCCUGGUGUUCCAGCUGGGAAGGUUCACUCAAAUGGAUGAAAAUGUUUUGGUGCAGUUAGAGACCGUCUUUGGAAAGGAAGUUAAGGAAUACACAAUUGUGCUGUUCACCCGGAAGGAAGAUCUAGGGGGUGACAGCAUCGAAGAUUACAUUAAGAGUGUAGAUUGCAAAGCUCUUAGGAAGACUGUUGAAGAGUGUGGAGGGCGAGUUUGGGCCUUUAAUAACAGAGAGUCAGGUGAAUCUGGGGAAGCCCAGGUGACAGCUCUGCUGACAAUGGCCAAUGAACUGAUAAAGAGCCAUAACGGGCGUGGAUAUCCUUUUAUUUUGGAUGAGAUCAGCCAGAGAAUUAAAGACAUGAGAAGUGUUCAGGAAAAGUCCAAAAACAAAUUUCAGAAACAAGAUUCAAGAAAUAGUUCCAGAGAGAUACAUACAUUAGGUGAAGAAGAGUUAGCUCAUAAGAAACUCAAGAGCUGUGGUCAGGGGCAGUUUGGCCCUGGGCUCCCAGCUCUGUCCUGUCUCCAUGCUGAAGAAGACUGCGUGGAGUGCUCCUCCAGGUGGGGUGUGGAAGAGGGAAUCUUGGAAUCUUCUCCCAAGGAUGAGUGUCGGGUGUUCUCUGUGUCAAAACUUUACACGUGGUUUGAGGACAGGAUCUACCUCAUCUGCUUCUUUCUGGGAGAAUCUACCAAGUUCCCUUCAAGAUUAAACCAGUUGUAA
Molecule: messenger RNA, 2241 nt
Organism: Sorex araneus (European shrew)
Lineage: Eukaryota; Metazoa; Chordata; Mammalia; Eulipotyphla; Soricidae
Product: GTPase IMAP family member 8-like
Exons: 6
Coding region: 1-2241 (746 amino acids)
Cellular component (GO): endoplasmic reticulum
Molecular function (GO): GTP binding
Source: RefSeq, a predicted model, not a curated record